AUGUUGUCCCACUGCGCAUCCUCAGCUUCUCAGUAUACAGUUCCAAGUUCAAAAGGCAUUAAGGUGACAAGCACACUAAGUGUUGUAGAAUCGAACCUUCUUCCAAGUGCCUUCUUGGCACGUCCGAUCAAGAUAGUGGCUAUCGGUACCGGAAUUUCCGGAAUCCAAUUUGCACAUGAUGCCACAACAUCAUUGCAAAAUAUUGAUCUUGUGAUUUACGAGAGAAAUCCUAGCGUUGGAGGUACAUGGUAUGAAAAUCGCUAUCCCGGAUGUACAUGCGAUGUGCCUUCCCACACCUAUCAGUUCAACUGGUCGCCCAACCAAUCAUGGUCUUCGCUUUACCCACCAGCCCCGGAGAUUCACCAGUACUUGGAGGAUGUCACCGAUCAGCAUGACCUUCGUCGCUUCAUGAAGUUCAACACCGAAUGUAUACUGGCUGAGUGGGACGAAGAGUCUUCAAAAUGGAAAGUGGUUCUCCGUGAUGUGGUGUCUAAUGAACGGAAGACCGUUAUUGCAGAUGUAUUUGUUUAUGCCGUCGGGCGACUGAACAACUACAAAAUCCCUGAGAUUGAGGGCCAGGAGGACUUUGCUGGGAGAAAAGUACACACUGCAAACUGGCCCGCGGAUAUAGACGUCACGGGAAAGAGAGUCGCUGUGAUUGGGAAUGGAGCGAGUGCUGUUCAGUGUGUGGCAGCUUUACAGCCAGCUGCUUCCGAGAUAACCAACAUUGCUCGCGGACCAACUUGGAUUCUUCCGCAUGUGUUCUCUGCAGAUGGUGCAAUACAGCACCAAUACACAACCGAGGAGAAGCGGGAUAUCCAGUCAUGCCCUGAGCGAUAUUAUGGAUUUUGCCUCUCGUUGGAGAAGCAACUUGCAGCAGGGUUCCCAGGACUGUGGAAGGGGACCACAUCUCAGACCAAAUUCACAUCCUUAGCCUUGGCCUUCAUGAAGUCCAAGAUCAAAGACCCUGAGCUCUUGAAAUCACUGCUUCCGGCAUUUGAAGCCGGGUGUCGCCGUUUCACGCCUGGUGGUCAUUAUUUGGAUGCACUGCAGAAUCUUGUCACCGAGUCUGGUGACAACUACGAGUGUGACGUCUUGGUAUACGCUACAGGAUUCGAACCGUACAAACCACGAUUCCCUGUCAUUGGCCGUGAUGGACAAUCGCUAAUGAAAGACUGGGAUCAAGAGGGUCCUUGCGAGAGUUACAUGGCUUCGAUGGUCGCCGGUUUUCCUAACAUGUUUGUUUUUCACCCACCGACAAGUCCUGUGAAUGGGUCCGCUAUUCCUGGCAUCGAGAGGGCAAGCAACUACAUGAUUCGAGUAUUGUCUCGACUCCAAACAGACGCCCUGCGGUCAGUCUGCCUAAAAAAAGACGCUCAGAUUGCCUUCAACAAAUGGGUUCAAUCUAGAAUGCCUCAUAUGGUUUGGUCAGGGCCAUGUAGCUCAUGGUGUAAGUGGAAUAACCCUCCAAUAGCAUUGUUUGGUGAUUAA
Molecule: messenger RNA, 1491 nt
Organism: Penicillium olsonii
Lineage: Eukaryota; Fungi; Ascomycota; Eurotiomycetes; Eurotiales; Aspergillaceae
Source: the annotation of a GenBank genome assembly